UGAACCGGGACAGGUUGAUUUGUCGGACCCGCUCCUGGCUUGUCGUUUUCAGUACUAAAGGCCGAUGCUUUCUCAUUUCUGAGUCACUCUUCCAGUUUCAGUUCCUGAUUAUCUCCGCAUCGUCGCAAGCUCUUGAGUCUCGAGAUAAACCAUCAUGAAUCGGCUCUUUCGAUCCUCUCUGAGAAGCCAGAUUGCUUCAAGAUAUGCUGCUGUUUCCAAAAGUUUUCAGGAAAAUUGCCAGGUUUCCUCAUGGUCUAGAUCCUAUAGUACUGAAGCAUCUUUGCCAAAGGAUGAAAACCGUGAAGGGUUCAAGGGUCAUGAUAUGCUUGCUCCUUUCACUGCUGGAUGGCAGACUACUGAUUUGAAUCCUCUGGUUAUAGAAAGAUCAGAGGGGAGCUAUGUAUAUGACAUGAAUGGGAGAAAAUAUCUUGACUCACUCGCUGGUUUAUGGUGCACUGCUUUAGGAGGGAAUGAACCACGCCUUGUUGACGCGGCAACUACACAAUUGAAAAAGUUGCCUUUUUACCACUCAUUUUGGAAUCGAACUACAAAACCAUCAUUGGAUCUAGCCAGGGACCUUCUAGAACUUUUCACAGCCAGAAAAAUGGCAAAAGCUUUUUUUGUUAACAGCGGAUCAGAAGCCAAUGAUACUCAGGUGAAAUUGGUAUGGUAUUAUAACAAUGCGCUUGGAAGACCAAAUAAGAAGAAAUUUAUAGCUCGGGCAAAAUCGUAUCAUGGUUCAACGCUGAUAUCAGCCAGUCUCUCCGGUCUUCCAGCUCUGCAUCAAAAGUUUGACUUGCCUGCUCCGUUUGUGCUGCACACUGACUGCCCGCAUUACUGGCGGUAUCACCUUCCAGGUGAGACAGAGGAAGAGUUCUCAACCAGAUUAGCUAAAAAUUUGGAGGAACUAAUUUUGAAAGAGGGACCAGAGACAAUUGCUGCAUUUAUUGCUGAACCUGUUAUGGGUGCAGGAGGUGUAAUACCUCCGCCUGCAACUUACUUUGACAAGAUUCAAGCUGUCGUAAAGAAGUAUGACAUUCUUUUCAUAGCGGAUGAGGUCAUCUGUGCCUUUGGAAGGCUUGGGACAAUGUUUGGAUCUGAUAAGUACAACAUUAAACCAGACCUGGUGUCAUUAGCUAAGGCACUUUCUUCUGCAUACAUGCCAAUUGGUGCAGUUCUUGUGAGCCCAGACGUGUCAGAUGUCAUACACUCGCAAAGCAGUAAACUUGGUUCUUUUUCUCACGGCUUUACUUACUCUGGACACCCGGUAUCGUGUGCUGUUGCAAUUGAAGCACUAAAGAUCUACAAGGAAAGAAAUAUUGUUGAGAAUGUGAAGAGCAUUGCACCGAGGUUCCAAGAUGGUGUAAAAGCCUUCUCUGAUAGUCCAAUCAUUGGGAGAAUAACUUCUUUGGCUCUGCAGAUUCGUGGAACUGGUUUGAUCCUGGGGACCGAGUUCACUGACAACAAGUCGCCCAAUGAUCCUUUCCCUCCAGAAUGGGGGAUAGGUGCCUAUUUUGGAGCACAGUGUGAGAAGAAUGGGAUGUUAGUGCGUGUGGCUGGGGAUAACAUAAUGAUGUCUCCGCCAUUUAUUAUCAGCCCAGGAGAAGUUGAUGAGUUAAUCAGAAUCUAUGGGAUAGCUCUGAAAAAGACUGAGGAGAGGGUUCAGGAACUCAAGGCUCAGAGUAAGUAAUGGAUUUUUACUGAUGCUGAUGAUGAUGAAAAUAAGGGCAAGGGCUUUAAUGGCUUAAUGUAUAGAGGUAUGUUUAUUAUUUGUUGCAUUGGAGACAUCAAUGAUUUCCCGUCAUCUCUGUUCUGUUCCUGCUAUUUGUCGCUAAAUGCAAUCAAAUUGUUUGCCUAAUUCUUUCCAUAUCUUUAUGAACAUAUGCUUUGAUUCUU
Molecule: messenger RNA, 1896 nt
Organism: Neltuma alba
Lineage: Eukaryota; Viridiplantae; Streptophyta; Magnoliopsida; Fabales; Fabaceae
Product: gamma aminobutyrate transaminase 1, mitochondrial-like
Exons: 19
Coding region: 155-1690 (511 amino acids)
Biological process (GO): biotin biosynthetic process
Molecular function (GO): S-adenosyl-L-methionine:8-amino-7-oxononanoate transaminase activity; pyridoxal phosphate binding
Source: RefSeq, a predicted model, not a curated record